Messenger RNA from Cercospora beticola, 2042 nucleotides. RefSeq names its product origin recognition complex subunit 3 (gene ORC3). Gene Ontology annotation, molecular function: DNA replication origin binding. The record is from RefSeq and is a predicted model, not a curated record. NCBI's taxonomy places the organism in Eukaryota, Fungi, Ascomycota, Dothideomycetes, Mycosphaerellales, Mycosphaerellaceae. Gene Ontology annotation, cellular component: nuclear pre-replicative complex; nuclear origin of replication recognition complex; DNA replication preinitiation complex. Gene Ontology annotation, biological process: DNA replication initiation; DNA replication.
CACGCUCCACAUCAUUUCCUGUCCAUGCGAUCAUGGAAUACGAAAAGUGCUAUGUCUUCGAGCCAGAAGAAGACAACAGACCUGCCAAGAGAAGGCGUACAGAACCUCAAGGCCUGCAAGCAUCCUGGAAUCUGAGAAAGAAAGCGUAUCACCAGGCAUGGGGCGCCCAACAGCAGCGCAUCAACGAGAGACUCGAUACCAUCAACGCAUCAACAGUCAACGAGAUCGCGAAGUUCCUGGGCGAGUCUUCUGCAGCGGGGAGUAGUACGCGCAUUCCCACAGGUCUUAUCCUCGCCGGCCCAAAUUCUGCUCUGCGCAACUCUAUCGCCUCUCAGCUUUCCAGCCUGAGCACAAAUUCAGCGGCCAAAAGGUGCUUCGUAUCACUGUCAUCAGGAUCUGGCUCAAACUUGAAAGCGCUACUCAAGAUAAUCAACCAGAAGGCCACCUCAACUACAUCUACUGAUGAUGAUGCCGACGAACUGGAAGAGACAACCACAUCUCGCAAAGGUCCCAAGCGACUGAACUACGACUUGCAGAUACUGUACGACUACGUGCAGGAACGAAAACUCCAGCAAGUUGUAAUUGCCUUUGAAGACACGGAAGCCUUUGAUCGCGACCUGCUGUCUGAACUCAUUGAAAUUCUGGCAUGCUGGCAGGAUCGCAUUCCUUUUGCGUUUCUGCUAAACGUGGCAACAUCAGUGGAGUUCCUGCAGCAAAGGCUAUCGUCUGCCGCCAUCAGAUCUCUCGAUGGCAAGCUGUUCGAUGCAGCAGUGUCGACAGACGAAGUCGAGCAGGUUUUCGAGGUGCUCACAAGCCCAGAAUCGGAGCUCUGGCUGGGUCCAAAUUUGGCGUCAAUGAUCCUGGAACGACAAAGCGACUAUAUCCAAGGCAUAGAUAGUCUGGUACAGGCUACGCGGUAUGCUUACAUGUCACACCACUAUGCCAAUGCGACGAGCCUGCUGCUGGACCCGAACAUUACGUUCAGAGACGUUCCGAAAGAUCAUUUUGAGGCUUUGCGCAAUUUGCCAACUUUGCGUGACUAUGCGAGACAAUUGCUCGAUGAUGGAGAGACGGAGCAAGUGCGAGAGCUUCUCGACUCAGAUCAAGCGCUUUUCGAUUUUGCGAAAAAGAGCGUUGCAGCUGGGCGACAAUCGCUUGCAGGCACGAUGGCAGCAACGGAAGCAAUCAGAAAGAUUCAAGCAUGCCUGCCGUCCACUCAAGUCUCCUCGAAGCCAAGCCUCUACAUCCAAGCCAUGUCUGGCAAGCUCACCGACUCGACCCUGAUCAGAUCACUCCUCUUAAUCCUCCGCAAAUCGCCUUCCGACGUAGCCCUCCAAGUCAUCGAACAAUUCCACUCCAUCAGCCUAUCUCCCAGAGCCGAAACAGAACUCCACACAAUCGAAAAGGAACUCAAAUCCCUCACAAAAGACCACCAAACCUCCACCAAACCCCUCCGCAGCGAAGACGACAUCAAAAAUUCCACCCUCCGAACCACAGUCGUCGCCCAAAAAGUCGAACUCAGCAAACAAAAAUCCACCCUCUCCAAACAAGACGCAGCCUACACAGCCCUCGUCCGCCGCCUCUCAACUCUCCUCGAAACCUACUUCUCCCAACACCUCAUCGGCGUAAAAGAACUCCCUCUCAAUGAAAUCUUCGUCUACGAUUCCCGAACACCUUACAGAGAAGUUUUUAUGCCUCGACCCCGUCACGCUGUGGAACGUGCUCUUGCUGCUCCGCAUGAUUAUCUGGAUUGUGAGUGUUGUGAUCCGGGCACGAAUGAGGAGGCGACGUUGUCGGGUACGCAGCCUGCUACGGCGAUUUUGUAUCAGCUUUAUUUGGAGUCGGGGAGUUUGAUUAAUGUGCAUGAUUUGUGGAAGGCUUUCCAGGCGGUUAUUGGGGAUGAUGAGGAUGGAGAGGGAAGUGAGGAGAAGACUAUGGCGUUGUUUCAGCGUUCGUUGGCGGAUUUGAGGUAUUUGGGUUUUGUGAAGAGUACGAGGAAGAGGGUGGAUCAUGUUGCGAAGGUGGCGUGGAGGGGGUUGUAG